Colletotrichum paranaense is the source of this 261-nucleotide messenger RNA. RefSeq lists its product as uncharacterized. The transcript has a single exon. The record is from RefSeq and is a predicted model, not a curated record. NCBI's taxonomy places the organism in Eukaryota, Fungi, Ascomycota, Sordariomycetes, Glomerellales, Glomerellaceae. The coding region runs from base 1 to 261 and encodes 86 amino acids.
AUGACACAGGUGGGGGAUGGAUGCCCUGUUCCCACGAGAUGCUGCAUGCCAUGCACCAAAACUAAGGUACGGACACCUACCCGCGUCCCGUCAGCCACGGGCAGCAUCUUCAACAUUCCACCCGACUCUGCCACGGCCGAGAAAUCGGAACACCACAGAUCCACGGCGGAUCGCAGCUGCUUGACCGGCCCAUUUCCAUUCAAUUCGUGUUCACCACCCACCUCAGCUAGCCGCAGUCUUCAAACUUUAGACAGUCUCUGA